AUGGAAGCAAACAUUUCGGAUGACAAACUGAAGUAUUACCAAUUCCCAGGUUACACCCUGUACAAUCUACCUAAAUACCGGCAAGUUGCAAGUGGAAUUCUAACUGGAGUUAAAGAAGGCCUCACCUCACACUACGACCUAAUCAAGAGUAUGGGCUCGACACAAGACAUAUGCGAAAUAAUCAGAUUAAAUUUUUGGAAAUGUCAAAACCAAUUCAAGAUAUAUGCAGUCUAUAAUCCACCCCAGAAUUGUCCAAACCUUGACUUUCUGAACAUCUCACACAUAAACAAAAUUGUACUAGGAGACUUCAACGCCUACUCCACCAGAUGGGGCUACAAGGAUACAAACAUAGCUGGAAAGGAAAUUGAAGACAUGCUAAACAGCAACCCUCUGGAACUUAUUUACAGCAAUGAGGAUCCGGCUACACAUUUGCACUACAAUGGAACCAGAACAACUCCUGACUUACUCCUGGCUUCAAUCGACAUCAGCGAGCAUACACGCCGCAAAAUAAUUGACGAUCCUGGUUCUGGUCACAAACCAGUCAUUGCUAGAGCACUUGCAGAUAAUCAUGAGCUUUGA
Messenger RNA from Rodentolepis nana, 579 nucleotides. Lineage: Eukaryota; Metazoa; Platyhelminthes; Cestoda; Cyclophyllidea; Hymenolepididae. The record is from the annotation of a GenBank genome assembly.